AUGGGAAUUCUGGCGACUUCGAGCACAAACGGUUCAAUCAUUAGACCAGUGGGAUUUUACGUUAUCGGAUUUAUGCAUUUAAAAUAUGCCGAUUUAUAUGUAUUUUUCCUCGGAUUCGUUUAUGUUGUAACGGUUUUGUGCAACUCAUUUAUAGUUUCUAUUAUAUGGUUCAGUCAUCACCUACACACUCCAAAGUACAUUGCGGUGGCUAAUUUAGGGGUUGUCGACCUGGUGCUCAGCUCAACCUUCAUUCCUAGUGCUAUCAACACCAUGAUCACGAAAGAUACAUUCAUGUCCUACAACGCAUGUGUGGGACAGAUUUUUUUUUAUUACGGUUUUAUAGGAUUAGAGUCAUGUUCUCUUGUUGUUCUCGCCUACGACAGGUUAAUUGCGAUAUGUUUCCCACUUAGGCAUAAUUCUAUCAACACGCCCAUGAGAAUGAUCAGUAUCUUAGUGAUUGUUUGGACCCUUAUUGUAAGCAUCUUUGUGUUCUUGGUCUUGAUAUUGGAAAAACUCUCCUUUUGUGAUUCACUCACUGUGGACGACUUUUUUUGCGAGUACGCGGCCGUGAUAAGACUAUCGUGCAAUGAUAACACACUGCAGUGGACCGCUGCCUCUUCUCUGACUAUACUGCUUCUGUUCGCGCCGUUUGGUUUAAUCGUCAUGUCAUACGCCUGCAUUUUGACAGCCGUGUUUAGAAUGAAAAAUUUAGCGAGCAGGUACAAAGCACUUGCAACUUGCACAGAGCAUCUCCUUGUUGUGGCGAUUUUCUACGUGCCGAUCUUAACGCUGUACACCAUCGAACUGUUCUUAUUCCUCGUCGGUCCAGAUGCCAGAAUGCUGAGCUCGUCAUUAGCCUCGUGCAUCCCGUCCUGUUUGAACCCCAUUGUGUAUUCAUUGGCAACAAAAGAAAUCAGGAACAGAAUACUUGCCAUGCUCCGCAAAGUCAAGGUAACAGCCUGGGCAGGGCAGCCGACGACCAAAAGGUCGCAAUAA
This is a messenger RNA of Conger conger (European conger), 996 nucleotides long. RefSeq names its product olfactory receptor 1496-like. Bases 1 to 996 code for a protein of 331 amino acids. Gene Ontology annotation, cellular component: membrane. The transcript has a single exon. The record is from RefSeq and is a predicted model, not a curated record. Gene Ontology annotation, molecular function: G protein-coupled receptor activity; olfactory receptor activity. NCBI's taxonomy places the organism in Eukaryota, Metazoa, Chordata, Actinopteri, Anguilliformes, Congridae. Gene Ontology annotation, biological process: G protein-coupled receptor signaling pathway.